Durusdinium trenchii is the source of this 2421-nucleotide messenger RNA. NCBI's taxonomy places the organism in Eukaryota, Dinophyceae, Suessiales, Symbiodiniaceae. The record is from the annotation of a GenBank genome assembly.
GCAACCCGAUGGGAAUAGGCGGUUGGGACUUGAGACUUUUUCUUUGUGUCGCUUGGGGGUGUUUUGUUUUCUCUCUUUUGUGGUGACAACACUUUCCAAAACAUGAGUUUCCGCAUGAUUUGUGCACCUUGAAUUUUGUGAAAGCAUGUAGAGUCAGUGCUUGCUCAACACUUUCGGCUUUUCCAGAUAAGUAUAGAAGGGAUUCAGCGGGACCCAUGGGCAGCUACUUGUGCCGGGAAGAAGUUCCUGUGGAACAUGGACACCACGUGCACAAGAUGUGUUUCCCCAUGUACGUGCUGAAGGUUUCAGAUUUCUUGGAACUUGGAGGAGCUCCACCACCUCAUUCGGAGCUUGAAGAGAAAGGCCUUCUUUAUGAAUGGAAGGCUGGCAUGUUUGUUCUCUUUGUCUCUCAUCAAUGGCUACAUACCGCACACCCUGACCCUUGUGGAAGUCAAUCAUUGGUUCUUCGCGAAGUCCUCGAGGGAUUGAUGCAGGGUACCCUGACUGUUGAGACGGAUCUCAUCUCUCAAACCUACAAGUCACAGCAGAGCUUUGAUGAGCAGGAGCUUCUCAAUGCCUAUAUUUGGAUGGACUGGUUCUCCAUUCCUCAGGUUCGAGCUCGUGCUCGAGGCAUUGAUGAGGAAGAGACCCGAACCGAAGCCUCAAAAGCCAUUCAAUCCAUUCCAGCUUAUGUGGAGGUGUCCUCUGCCUUCGUUGCUUUAGUUCCCGCAAUCAAAGAACAGAGCUCUGCACAUGGCUUCGAUUAUACCACCUGGAUAACUCGAGGUUGGUGUCGAGCUGAAUUGUGGUGUCACUUGCUCUCCACGAAGAAAGACACCAGUGUCAUAGUGGUUCACUCUUCCAAGGAGGUGAAGUUCAUGUAUCCAAUGGAUUGGCAAUACAAUUUGAUUUCCGACGGUGAAUUCACCGUCGAAGAAGACCGCGAAGUCGUGGUCCAACUGGGAGACAGAGCUGUCGAGCACAAGAUCAAGCACUUGGGCAAGGAUGGUCCCGUGGAUCUUUACCGCUUUUAUUUGGCUCAUCGUGGAAAGCUCCUUGGGCAAGCGAAGAGGGAACGUACCUUGGAGGAGUUUCUCGAUCACUUUCGCUUCCCGAACUUGGAAGCAGCGGUGAACGACACUUCUAGCAUGUGCCCUGGCCGUAGGAAAUGCAGGAAUGCGACUCUCUGUGCAAUGUUUGCAUCCGAUGUGGGAAUGCUCCGUGUUCUCGCUUACCACAAAGCGGAUUUGAACAUGCGCAUGAAAGGCCUCAGUGCACUUGGGUACUACGACAGCCAGACCCUCCUCAUGGCAGCCGCAAAGUCACGGCAGGGGCCAGAAGUCUUAAGUGCACUGAUCGAGCUGCGGGCUGAUGUGAACGCAAGAUCCAAUAAUGGUAUGAACUGCGCGUUUCUGGCCCGAACACCUGAACAGGUGCAAGUCUUCAUCGAAGCAAAAGCGGAUUUGCACUCACACUGCGAACCUUUAGGACUGACACCCUUGGCAGGGGUCGCAGCAAUGGCUUCGCCAGACACUGUGAGGGCCAUGCUGGAUGCUGCUUACGACCCGAAUCCGCAGCCGUGUGGCGUGGGACACGGCCCUUUGCACGGCGCGAUCAUGGUUUCUCGCGGCAACAGAUAUGCUGCAGAGACAGCUCGGCUUUUGCUUGAGCACAAAGCAGAUGUGAAUUCACGUUGCGCUCCCUCGGGGAACUUUCGUUGGAAAUCUAUUGCCAGCUGCACCUAUGCUUCGAUCAUGGGGCUGGACUCCAUUUCACAGGCGACCAAGCAAUUAGCCUGUCUAUCAGGAGGAACUCCGUUGGACUUUGCCGCCUUCGUGGGAGAUGAGGAACUUAUCAGGUUGUUGUGGCAGUAUGGAGCUGAACCCCUGGGAAACGACAUUGGCGUCAAGCCAAAGGAUUGGGCUUUCACCAAGGGCCAUACGCGGGUUUUUCGGCUGCUGGACACCUUCACAGUGUAAGGCUCACGCAGAUCGUUUGCGUGGCCUUGUCUGCCAUGAAGAUCUCAUUUUUCGCUCGGAGAACUCAGAUUGUUUAAAGCUGGUUGCUGCAGAAAGUGCAGUCAACAGACCAUGAUUAGAAAUUUGUACAUUUCUGGAACUCUUGAUGUGCAAUUAGUGGACCCUGUAUAGUUUUUUGAGCCCAUAGCACGCCUUGUCGAAGGCAAUGGCUGCUAUAGACACUGUGCGAUCCUGUUGCUUUCAGCUUCCAACGUGCCGACUUUGGAAAGCUCUCUUCAGCGGUCAUGCUCCAGUUCUUAGUCAGUGUCAUUCGGACGGGAAGGCCUUUUGGCUUUGUAAGUCUCAUUUCAGCUGACUUGUCCCCAGCUCCAUUUUUGCUUUACUUUAGUUUUACCGUUUAUAGUUAGUUUUGUCCCUCAUACCCGUGAGUGCAAAGGAAAAA